UGAUAGCAGAAUUGGUGGUACAGGGACAGGGCUCACUGACAGCAGCAGUGGCACUGGAGUAGUGCAGUCUGACAGCGGCACUGACACGGGGCACGGCUGACAGCUGCAGUGGCACGGGAGCAGGGCCGGCUAAAGAUGACAGAAGUAUACAAUGGACAGCGAUGGCCAGUCACUGCUACCUGACAGCAUCCUCUACCAGAUCUUCCUUAGCCUCAGCCCUACAGACCUCCUGUCUGCUGGUCUAGUCUGCCGGCGCUGGUACGCUGUAUCACGUGAUGACUUCCUGUGGAAAGAACUCUUCUACCAAUGUUACCGCGUGCAGCGACACAUUCCCCGUUACCCAGGCUCAACUUCAUGGCUGGAGGAGUUUCAGCGUCUUUGCGACACUGUGCCCUGUGUGGAGAUCCAGAGACUGAGGGAACACACUGACCAGGUCCUUCAUAUCAGCUUCUCUCACUCCGGAAGACUUUUUGCUUCCUGCUCCAAGGACUGCACUGCCAAGAUAUGGAACACCAGACACCCUAUCUCGCUCCUGCACAGCGCGAACAUGAAGCCAUACCACUGGAGCUACACACAGUUUUCCCAAUUCAACUCCGAUAACUCCCUCCUGCUGGUUUCCGGGGUCUUUGUAGGUCCUCACAACUCCUCCUCUGGAGAGAUUGCAGUAAUAAGCCUGGAUGACUUUACGCUUUUGUCGAGAGUAAGAAAUAAACCGUAUGACGUUUUCGGUUGCUGGUUAAAUAACACCCACCUUAUCUCAGGGAACCUGUAUCGCAUGGGAAGGGUCACAUCCUGCUCUGUUCUGUGGCUGAACAAUGCCUACCAGGGUGUGGAGUCUGAGAAUGUCAACGUGGUAAAGAGACUCUUCAAGAUCCAGAAUCUUAACGCUAGCACUAUCCGAAUGGUAAUGGUGGCUAAUUCCCCUGAAUUGCUGUCCGAGGCUGGAGAGCAGCGGGAUGAGAACACAGAAUGUCAGCCACGUCCAGAUCCACAGCCAGAGGACGAUGAAGUGGAUGAAGAAGAAAGAGACAUUGCAGGACAAGAGGCACCAAAUAAUGAUGCACUCCAGCUUUUCAUGGACAAUGUUGCCAAUGGUCAUAGAGAGUUCCAAGAACCUCUACAGUCUGAAGAGCAGUUUGAGACUAAAGUGGCCAAGUUGUACCUUAAAUAUAGGAUGAAGCAUCCCGAUAAUCCACCUUGCACCACUCAUGAGAACCCAGACAAGAAAUACCUCAUCUUCACUACUGGCUGUCUCACGUACUCACCUCACCAAAUAGGUAUCAAACAGCUACUUCCACAUCAAAUGACAACGGUGGGGCCAGUAUUGGGUGAGGAACGGGGUCCCAAUGAGUUUUUUGAUACCCUGGAUCAUAUAAUCAACAUCCAUGGUCACAUCAUAGGAAUGGGACUGUCCCCGGACCACAGGUACCUUUAUGUAAAUUGCCGUUCCUGGCCCCGAGACUCUGUUAUCUCAGACCCCAUGUACCCACCGCCGAUUGCAGAGGAAAUAGAAUUGCGUGUCUUUGAUCUAAAGAACCUUAGGGAGGUGACUGCUCCUCUCCGAGCUCAUCGUGCCUAUACACCCAAUAAUGAGUGCUUCUUCAUCUUCCUGGAUGUCAGCAAGGACUUUGUGGCAAGUGGAGCAGAGGACCGUUGUGGAUACAUCUGGGACCGGCAUUACAAUGUCUGCCUGGCUACUCUUCCUCAUGAGGACGUGGUGAACUCUGUGGCGUUUAGCCCUGUGGACCAGGAGUUACUUUUGAGUGCCAGCGAUGACUACACCAUCAAGGUCUGGCGCUCUCGCAGUUCCCUGCGCAGCGACCUUUUAGACCACCGUUGUACUUUCAGAUCAUUGUAUCCUUGGGAUUACAACUUCAAAAGCUGAGCGCUAAGGAAUACUGCCCAGCACUGCUCUGUAACGUAUGGUCCAGCAACCUUUCAAAUUAGGAUCUAUGCGUCUGCUUACCACGUAUUGGUUUUGUGUUUAUUGUUGCAGCACCCUGAAGAUUCAACUCAUAUGCAAAUAAAAUAGGAAUUACAGAGAUCCGUUAUCGAUCAUGAAAACCAAAUGUCUGGAGACCUUCAAGUUUAUUUCCAAUGUAAUACAUCCCUGGUUUUUCAUCCAGCAGGAGUAUACGUAGCUAGAAACUACUGAAAGAUACGCAGAAUACUGCAUUGCUUUAUUUAAAACCGAGUGAUUUCACUUUUAAUUUAUUAAACAGCUCCACAAUAAUUAAAAUAAUUACUUAUCCCAGUCUGUGUUAUAAUUAAUCUUCACUCAAGGGAGUUGUCCACAGUCACUGGUCUUUAGAAGACUAAUUGCAGUUAAAGGUAUUACAACCUACGUUUGCAAAGAAAUGUUUGUAAAAGUUUCAUGAUCAAAAGUAUGAAAAAUGAAUUAAAAAAAACAUACAUUCUCCGCCCUCAGGUCUUUAGUUGCUUACAUGUACAUAGCCGGUAGUGAGGUUGUGUUAAAGGGGCAUAAUACUUAUUUGCUAAAUCACUUGAAAGUGAUUCAGUAUAACUGUAAAAAGCUGUCAGGAAAAUAUCACCUAAACUAUGUAAAAAAAAAAGAUUUUUUACCUCCAAAAUUUCUUCAUCAGGGAACAGUUAUCCUUCAGCUGCUGUUCAGCUGCAGGUUGGAAAAAGAAAUAGCCAAUCAGCAUCAGCAAUGCUGAGGUUAUGCUUUGCUUUACUGUGAUAUCAUGAGAUUUUACUGAAAUCUAGUGAAAUGUCAUAGUAAACUUCCUUGUAAACUGAAUAGGGAAUUAACUUGACUGUGCCUGCACAUGCCAGAUGCACACUCCCUUGGAAGUCCUAGGACUAGCAUCCUGUUUCGCUGCUGAAAAUCCCUUUAAAAUGGUAUGUGGCUAAUGAGGAAAUUUUCCAUAUAACCUUAAAUUCUGCAAGUGGAAAGUCAUAGAAAAGGGUUUCAGGUCUAGUUUGUGCACACAAAACAUAGUAAUAAACCAGCCCUGAACGCAACUUCAGAGGUUAAUUUAAUUGGUAGCAUGUUCUUUUUAUCCUUUUAAUAUAUGAGAAUAAAUGAGUCUACAUUUUUUUUUUAAUAUUAGAGACAUUCCAGCCAGAAUUGGAAUCCACAUGGAUGCAUUUCACUUUUGAAUAGAAGCAUUUUUGUAAUAUACAUGCAAUAGCAAACAUGUUUAGAAUAAAAGCUCCAGCUGUUUGAAAAGUGUAUUUAAGUAUGCACCAUGCACCAGCAUUUUAAACACAACCCUUGACAGAGACACUAAGGUGCUUUGUACCAUCUGGUAAUGACUCUAUUUGUUAAUUACUGACAUGAUACAGCCCCACUGUUGCUCUGAGCAGCUGCAGUAUUUAAAAUGCUGGUGCGCUGAGAAUAUCUAGCUAUGCUUCACAUGCACGUGCAGAGAAAAAUGUUACCACUAAAACAGUGAUAACUUUUAUUAGAAGCGUUUUCGCUAUUACAUGUAUAUUGCAAAUAUUUUUCUAUUAAAAAACUGUAAUUAAUCUUUGUAUAUUUAAAAUGUGACCGUAAUGUCACUUUAUUUCUGUGUUUGAUCUAAAGGGUGUCCCUCUGAAAAGCAAAUAUUAGCAUUGAUUGUUUUAACAUUAUUUAUGUUUCUUUGUAUUCUGUUUGUCGUGCCUUGUGAAACCGCAACAUCACGAGCUGCGCAAUAAAUCAAUACGCACCAGCUGCAAAAGAA
Molecule: messenger RNA, 3689 nt
Organism: Bombina bombina (fire-bellied toad)
Lineage: Eukaryota; Metazoa; Chordata; Amphibia; Anura; Bombinatoridae
Gene: FBXW5
Product: F-box and WD repeat domain containing 5
Exons: 9
Coding region: 152-1885 (577 amino acids)
Biological process (GO): protein ubiquitination
Cellular component (GO): SCF ubiquitin ligase complex; Cul4-RING E3 ubiquitin ligase complex
Molecular function (GO): protein binding
Source: RefSeq, a predicted model, not a curated record